Messenger RNA from Tachyglossus aculeatus (Australian echidna), 3428 nucleotides. It is a transcript of the gene PRKCQ, whose product is annotated as protein kinase C theta. The record is from RefSeq and is a predicted model, not a curated record. Gene Ontology annotation, biological process: intracellular signal transduction; peptidyl-serine phosphorylation. Gene Ontology annotation, molecular function: ATP binding; diacylglycerol-dependent serine/threonine kinase activity. The coding region runs from base 128 to 2248 and encodes 706 amino acids. Lineage: Eukaryota; Metazoa; Chordata; Mammalia; Monotremata; Tachyglossidae. The transcript has 18 exons.
AGCUCAGCGCCCGGCGCGGCCGCCGGGGGAGCAGCCCUCUCCUCGCUGGGCCCGGUGCCCGCCGUGCCCCCGGUGCCCCCCGGAGCAGCACCAGCCAGCGCUUAGCGCCCACCCAACAGGAGCUGCCAUGUCGCCUUUCCUCCGGAUCGGCCUGUCCAACUUUGACAGCGGCCCCUUCCAGCCAUGCCAGGGGGAGGUGGUUAACCCGUAUUGUGCUGUGCUGGUUAAAGAAUCCAUCGAGUCAGAGAAUGGACAAAUGUAUGUCCAGAAGAAGCCAACCAUGUACCCACCGUGGGACAGCACUUUCGAUGCCCACAUCAACAAGGGGAGGGUCAUGCAGAUCAUUGUGAAGGGCAAAAACAUAGACAUGAUCUCGGAAACCACCGUGGAACUCUUUCCUCUUGCAGAGAGGUGCAGGAAGAGCAAUGGGAAGACAGAAGUAUGGUUAGAGCUGAAACCCCAAGGCCGCCUGCUAAUGAAUGCAAGAUACUUUCUGGAAAUGAGCGAUACCAAGGAGCUGAGUGAAUUUGAGACUGAAGGCUUCUUUGCCCUGCACCACCGGCGGGGAGCUAUCAAACAGGCUAAAGUCCACCACGUCAAGUGUCAUGAGUUCACGGCGACUUUUUUCCCCCAACCCACUUUCUGUUCUGUUUGCCACGAGUUUGUCUGGGGUCUUAACAAGCAAGGCUAUCAGUGUCGACAAUGCAAUGCUGCCAUUCACAAGAAGUGCAUUGAUAAAGUUAUAGCGAAGUGUACAGGAUCUGCCGUCAACAGCCGAGAAACUAUGUUCCACAAGGAGAGGUUUAAAAUUGACAUGCCACAUCGAUUCAAAGUCUACAACUACAAGAGUCCAACAUUCUGCGAGCACUGUGGGACUCUGCUGUGGGGGCUGGCCAAACAAGGGUUAAAGUGUGAUGCCUGCGGCAUGAACGUGCAUCACAAGUGCCAGAAGAAAGUGGCAAACCUCUGCGGGGUCAACCAGAAGCUCAUGGCCGAGGCGCUAGCGAUGAUUGAAAGCACACAGCAGGCUCGCUCCUUACGGGACACUGAACAUAUCUUCAGAGAAGGCCCGGUCGAGAUCGGACUCACCAAUCCUACAAAGCCAGGGAUGACGCUGCCGCCUUUACCGAUCCCCACUGUGGGGAAAAAAGAGCCCCAGGGCAUCUCAUGGGAGUUGCCAGCAGAAGAGGUGAUGAGUCCAGAGAUAGCACCCGAACCUGAAUCGGACAUAGCAUCCCUCCAGAUGAAAUUCACCAUUGAUGAUUUUGUUUUGCAUAAAAUGCUGGGGAAAGGAAGUUUUGGCAAGGUGUUCCUGGCAGAGCUGAAGAAAAGCAACCAGUUCUUUGCCGUGAAAGCCCUGAAGAAAGAUGUGGUUCUGAUGGAUGAUGAUGUUGAGUGUACGAUGGUGGAGAAGCGAGUCCUCUCCCUGGCUUGGGAGCAUCCCUUCUUGACCCACCUGUACUGCACAUUCCAAACCAAGGAAAACCUCUUUUUUGUAAUGGAGUACCUCAACGGAGGAGACCUAAUGUACCACAUCCAGAGCUGCCACAAGUUUGAGCUUGUCAGAGCUACGUUUUAUGCUGCCGAAAUCAUUUGUGGUUUGCAGUUCCUUCAUUCUAAAGGAAUCGUGUACCGAGACCUGAAACUAGACAAUGUCCUUUUAGACAAAGACGGGCAUAUCAAAAUAGCCGAUUUUGGGAUGUGCAAGGAGAACAUGUUUGGAGAUGCCAAGACAAGCACUUUCUGUGGAACCCCUGACUACAUAGCUCCAGAGAUCCUAUUGGGGCAGAAAUACAAUACAUCAGUGGACUGGUGGUCCUUCGGUGUCCUCCUCUACGAAAUGCUUAUUGGCCAGUCCCCUUUCCACGGCCAGGACGAAGAGGAGCUCUUCCACUCCAUCCGCAUGGACAACCCCUUUUACCCCCGCUGGCUGGAGAAGGAUGCCAGGGACAUCUUGGUGAAACUCUUCGUGAGGGAGCCCGAGAGGAGGCUAGGUGUGAAGGGCAACAUCCGUCAGCAUGCCUUCUUCCAGGGGAUCCGCUGGGACGAGCUCGAAAAGAGACAGAUGGAACCACCAUUCAAACCCAAAGUGAAAUCACCGAGUGACUGCAGCAACUUCGACAACGAGUUCCUGAAUGAGAAACCCCGGCUGUCCUUUGCCGACAGAGCACUGAUAAACAGCAUGGACCAAAAUAUGUUCAGCAACUUUUCCUUCGUUAACCCUAAGAUGGAGAGGAUGCUCUCCUGAGACUCGCCCUCCCCAGAGCCUGUCUAGCCAAAGGUUCUUCCUGGGGACCGGUUCGAGGGACACUUCCUGGGCCCCUCAUGUCACCCUGGCACCAAAAGGGGAAACACUCAACACCCCCGCCCCUCCAAGUUUCAGACGUGGGAGCAGAUGGUCCGGGCAUGACCCUCCUGUGGCGGAAACCAGCUCUACUUCACUAAAGACACUUUGGUUUCGGCUCUGGCCCUCCUUUUGCUGAAUACUCUUGAAUGUGAAUGUCCAGGUGUCAGAGGGAGGCCUAGCUGGGGAGUUCAGAUUUACCACUCCAGCCAUCACAAUGUAGCAAUUUACUUGAAGGAUAGUAUUCUGUACUGUGAAAGAUUGAACAACUGAAUAAUCCUGUAAAUUACGUCUCUGCACUUGAGCACACGGGCCCCAUCGAUGGCGGCCUGAAUGAAUCCAGAUAUGAACCGUGGACAAACUCUCCAACUGAAACAGCACACUGCUCUCGACACAGAAGUGAUUUUCCCCAGCUGCUGACAAGUGACUGCUGACCUAUUUUACUCUAUGUUCGGAUCUGUAGAAGUGUAAAUGGACAAAAAGAAGGAAAAAAGAAAUAACCCUUAAAAAGUAACAAGGUUUUCCCACGGUCUCUUCACAAUAAACAUAGCCUGUCACUUAAGAUUUGCAAAGCCAUUCAUCCUGAUUAUCCAGGAACCCUGCACCAGAGAUAAAAACAGUAAAUGGAAAGAGUUCCAGUCACCUGAUAGGGUUUUUCCACUGGAAGCCUAAUAGAAAUUUGUAAUCUGGUUAUCUUAUCAAAGCAGAAAUUAAAUUUAGGGUCCUGUUAAGAAAGUGUAAUCUUCAUUGCUCCCUUCAAUUAAAACUUCUUCUCAACUUUCCAACCAUACAUUGCUCACUUGAGACCAUGUCCGGGGCUGUCACCUAUCACUAGUCUUAUCGUGUAAAAGGAAAGGGAACCACCUAUGGGAAAAGGUAAAAAUACAAAAAAACCUACCAUCCACAAUAUACUCAUCCUAUCGGGAAAUCUUGUUUUCAUGCAACAUAAAGAUGAGAGCCAUGUGUGUAGAGAGCCAUGUGUGUUAUUUACCUCGAUCGCCUUGUUAAUUUAGAAUUGUGAACAUACAUUUUGUAAAGGCUCAGUGCUGUUUGUACAGUUUAAUAAAAUGUUGUGAUUUAAUGG